Molecule: messenger RNA, 4430 nt
Organism: Bursaphelenchus xylophilus (pine wood nematode)
Lineage: Eukaryota; Metazoa; Nematoda; Chromadorea; Rhabditida; Aphelenchoididae
Source: the annotation of a GenBank genome assembly
AUGCCCAACCCUUGCUGUUGGGAUGAAUGUAGCGAGGUUUUUGGACACACCGACGAGCUGGUUGUUCAUUUAUCCGCCCAUCUCGGAAGCCCUCAAGACCAAUGUAAAUGGCGUGGAUGCGCGGCGAAUUUGGGAGAGAAUGUGACGACUGCCGUCGUCUUGCGUCAUGUGAUGGUGGAGCACGCUGCCCUGCGGCCGCAUCACUGUUCUCAAUGCCACAAAAAUUUUUCGGCGCCGAAUUUCUUGGAGAUCCAUAUUCGAGUAAUUCAUCGGAAAAAAGUGGUAAGUGCUUGAAAUUUUUGAGUGAUACAGCUUCUAGGAGACUUGUAUGUGCCCGCUGAGUGACUGCCGCUACAACGACACGUCUUUGGUUGGCCUGCAGCAACAUUGUUUAUUGGCUCAUGGUGUACAAGGUAUUUUGGAUUUCAACGCCGCACUUUUUUCAAAUGUGAGCCCAAAUUUUGUUUCCAGCAAGCAAAUGAUGUAUUCUUGCUGUAUUAGAAAAUUUGGAGCUGCUGACUUUUGAAAAAAAUGAUUUCCAACCUUACUUUAGGAGAUCCGUAAGAUCUUGCCGAACCAUCGAAUUCCAACAGCUUUUGUUCAGCAAUCCUUGACUCAGAUCCUUCAACUGGAACGUCGAAUUGUUCCGCACGCCACUGACGAGUCGAUCGAUGGGUUUUACAACCGUAUGACCAUCAAAUUACACGAAAUUGCGGUGGAACUAGCUACAAAGGAGAGAAUAAUCGAAGAAAAGGCCGAGAAAUCGGAACAAAAUGCUAAAGCUCAACAAGAAAAUGUGUCUCCGAGCUGUAGCAAGACAAGUGAAGUGGCUUUGAAGAAAGAAAAACCAGUUACAACGCCUCUGGAGAAUGUGGAAACUCAAAUUCCACCUGAAAUUUCACAACCAGCUUCAGAAACUUGUGAGAUUCAGCCGAAGACAGCGGGAAUUGGUGUUCAGAAGAAGGUAAAAAUUGAGGUUGUUACGUUGGAAGAUGAGAGCUCCCAAAAUUUGAGCCAAACCCCAUCAAAUUCGGGAGUUUUGUGCUCUUCAGGUCAAGUACAACAUAAAAAUGAUGUCGAAAACGGAAUGGAAAUGAAUCAGAACGAAAGCUCACCGCAAGAUAUCGACCUGAGAUCGCAGAAUUCCGAAGAAAGCGCGAUGCGAUUUGUCGAGAGUCCCUUGGCAUCAUCAACUUCAUCAUCAGAUGGUCAUGUGGGAGAUGAGCCGAAAAGCCACACAACUGGGCGAUUCUCCCCCACGACAAUGUUGAAAAUAUUUGGAGAGCGUCUUGGCGGAGAGAACCACAAGUAUGGAAGGCCGGACAGUUUGUUGUCCGAGGCGGAACGACGACUUAUUCAAGAAAUGGAGGACAGGAACAAGAUCGAGAAAACUGUGACUCCGGAGCCGGUUAAAAAUGUUAAAAAUAGUGGUAAAAAAGUGAAAGAGAACUCGAAGAAUGUGGUGAGCGUUCCAAUAGUAACAGCGCCAACUAUGACUGGGUCAGGCCGCAUGAUUUUCCCACCAAAUUCACCUGUUUUGACGGAAAAGGUAAGAUUUUUCGAAAAGUUGAGAUGUAAAUGCCUCUCUUUUGGUGGAAAAUAUUGUUUUAUGUUGUUACAUUACUCUUAGACUUCAUUUGAAAUUCAAAUUUCGUCAGGUUUAGGCAAAAAAUUAUAUUACACAUGAGAAUUUUUUGGUUUAUUUUUUUUUUUAUAAAACUUUCUGAAGAUGAAGAUAGAGCUCCAAUAGAACAUUCCUGAAGUUUUUUUUGGCGUUUUUGUGGAUCAUUGUUUCAGUUAUAUGAAUUUGAAGUUCAAAAAACAUCAAGUUCAAUAUAAUUUUUUUUUCUCAGGAAAAUGAAGAUUCUCUUAUUCCGAAGGCCCCUGGAGAUACAGUGUAUCACAAAACAAUCGUCAAUCAUAAACCGAACGUCGUAAAAGUCGAGCCAUCAGAGCAUGUUGUAGUAGAUCGAGUUGAAAAAAGAAACUUUCUGCCGACUGAAAGGGCUUCUGGAUCCGAUGAGGUGAGAUUAUUAUAAGAUUGAAAAAAGUAUAAAUUAUGUUACAGUGGGCUUAGCAUGCGCGGAUUUUAAAAAGAAUGUUUUUUUUUUGAGAUUUUUUCAAAAAAUUUUUACUGAUGGCGUAGUAUACAGUGACGGACAUGAUCCAGUGGCAAAAAACGUAUCAUUUUGCAUCCGGGGAGAGUCAAAAAUGUGGCAAAAUGCCUCCCUCUCCAACUGAAAAACUCCGUUUUGAAAAGCGGGCCCUCCAAAACGGAGUUUUUUACUUGGAGAGGGAGGUGUUUUGCUACAUUUUUUGAUACUUCCCGGAUGCAAUAUGGUACUUUUUUUGCCACUGGAUCACGUCUGUCACUGUAUACUAGCCAUCAGUAAAAAUUUUUUGAAAAAAUCUCAAAAAAACAUGCUUUUUAAAAUCCGCGCACGCUAAGCCCACUGUAACAUAAUUUAUUUAUUUUUUUCAAUCUUAGGGCGAAUGCACUCCGUCUAGAAGCGCCAGUCUUCAGAGUAGAGCCCGACAGAUUUCUACUGGCUCCUCGAGAUGUUCGGACCCACGCCCUCGCCGCUAUCGCGUCGCCUGUUCGCCGAAUCGGACGUCAAUUUCGCCCAUAAGAAUCUCGAGAAGCCGAAGUAGAAGCCGUAGCGGAAGCCACGGGAGUUACUCGUCACUCUCGUAUCGAAGCCGGCGCCAGAGACGAGGGAGAUCGAGCAGUUCCAGCGGAAGUUUGUCAAGCGGGUACUCAAGCCGAAGAUGGCGAAGGAAGAGCUCCAGAAGACGAAGUGAGAGUCGGAGUCCAAGGAGAAGAUCGCCAAGUCCGAGAAGAAGAUCCAGAAGAGAUGUUAGUCCAAGAAGAGAGAAGGAAAAGAAGUCCAGGGCGAGGAAAAGCGAGAAAUCAUCUAGUCCAACGAACCGGCCAAUGUCGAGGUUGGGAAAAUGCCCGUGGACGCAUUCCCGCGGAUUUCUGAGCCCGGAAAGGACGCCCAAACGAAAGGCCAGCCCAAGUCCAAGCCAUGAACACUCGAUUAGCCCGAAGAAAAGGCCCCGCCAACUCGCUAGUCCAGUUCGAACAUCAACAAGUUCGAUCCGAAAUGACGAGUUCGAAAAAUCAAUAAGCUCGAUCCGAAAUGAUGGCAAAAAAUUCCCGGAGAUUAUCGAAAUUUCAAGCGACACCGAGACGGAAAUCCCAACCCCGGCUGGUCCAGUAUCGCUCCCUGAAACAGCCGCUAGCGGAAGAUCCAAAUCCCAAAAAAGGGCUGCCAAAAGGAAGAGAAAGAAAGAAAGAGAUCGCGCGGAAUUGGACACCAGUGUGCCAAAACCGAACGUUACGCAUAAAAAGGCGAGACUCGAGAAGUACAAACAACUCCAAGGAACACGCAACAUGGUCAUGAACACAAUGCCGAUGAUUGAAAAUACAGCAAACCAGAGAGCGCAGUUCUCGGAAAUCCCUCCGAAGUCGGCGGUACUCAUCAUGGAGAAUGCGAAGUUCAAAUCAAAGUCGAAGUUGAGGUGGGUUUGGCGGCUUGAAGGGGAUUUUGGAUUUUGUAGUAGGUAUUGAUAAAUUGAAAGGAGGAAAAAGUGUUAACUUUAUGAUUUUAGAGCUUUGAAGAGUGUUAAAUCGAGUUUUAAGGCAUGAUUGAGAUUUUAGAAGCAUCUGGGAGUAUUAAUUUGACCUGGAUAUUGAGUUUGAGCUGAUAUUAUACUAGACCUAAAGUAAUAUAUUUUUUUUUGCGUUUUCAGUAGUUUAGAGACUUGGAAAUGAAUAUUCAAAGCAAGAUAAGUGUUUUUAAAAGAUUUUAAGCCAAUUUAAUCGGCUUUCUCAUCGUAAUACAGGUGAUAUUACACUUGACCUAAAGUAAUAUUUUUUUUUUGAUUUUUCUAUUUGGUUGGUUAUUGGUUAUGCUCUCAAAAUGAUCGUAUUUUAUUUUAGAACAUUCUUCGGUCCUGCAUAUGGUUCAAUUCGUAUUUUCUUGGUCACCUUUUACGGACAGCCGGGGUAUGUCAUCCAUUUCGUGGACCAAGCUCGCGCUGCUAGUUUCAUGCAAAGGUAAGUCGUAUUUUGCGUUUUUUGUGUUUGUUUUUAGGACUCGGAGGGAUUGGAUAAAACAUUUACCGAUUUUUUGGUGGAAAUUUGAAGAAAAAUUAAAAAAUUUUUUGAUCUGAGCUGGUGUCUAAAAUAAGGUCGGAAAUUGGUGAAAAUGGACGAAAUUGGAGAAGAAUUAGCUUGUUAUUGAAUUAUCAGGGCUUAAAAAUGUUUUUACAUUUCAAUUUUUUAGAUACAGAGAUAAAGAGCUCCUGGAAAACACGUUUGGCCACAUGACCCUCCUCCAGUGGUAUGAUGAAGUAAAACACUACAUCGGUAAGCAAAUAUUGCUCAAUCUUUUAUGCCGGCCCGAUUUUUAGAGCUCGUCUGA